CCAUGGAGCUGGGCGCGGCGCGGCCGCCGGCCGGCGACAUCGCCGACCUCAACAGCCAGGACGCGCAGACGGUGUGCGAGGCGCUGGGCCGCUACGAGGAGACGCUGCGGGGCGCCGUGCGGGAGAUCCACGUGGACAUCCAGGUGUUCAAGAGCGGCGUGGACCGGCAGGUGGCCGAGGUGCUGCGCCUCGCCAGCCCCCUGGCCCACACCGUGGCCGAGCUCCAGCACGAGAACCGGCGCCUGCGAGCGCACGUGGAGCGCCUGGACGGCCAGGUGGAGGCCCUCCGCGCCGCCGCCGGCCUGGGCGACGGCGGGACCGGCGGGACGGGCGGCGCCGGGGGCCGCUUCUCCAGCCACGCCAAGCUCGCCUUGUCGGCCAAGAGCCAGAGUAUGGACUUGGAGGAUCAGAAUGACUCAGAGAGCAGGAGGGUUUCCGAUUUCUCCAUCGUUGAAAAUGGACAUCAGCCAUCAGGAGGCCUGGCCAAACUUGCUCCGGAGCCAGCCUCCCCUCUUCACCUGCCUAACGCGCCCCCUGAGGCACACGCUCCGGCAGUGAGCUCACGGAUGCCGCACCUUCCAGUUACCGCGGUAACCAGAGUAUCGGAAGCCUUUUCGGGAGAAACCUCUGGGGGCCCGAUUGCGCCGAGCGUCCCCGGCGGGCAGCCGAACAAAAGCCACAGUGAGGCUGUGUCAAAAAUGUCAAGCCAAGCAGUGAGUGCUGUGAAGAGCUGGAGUUCAGGUUCUGUCAGGACAAGCACCUCCAUCACCUCAGAGAAAUUCUCUUCCGUCACAAAGUCCACAUCAGCCACGAGCUACGGAGUGACUGACGGGACCCAGGCUAGCGAGAGCACUACAACCAGCCAGCACGACCUAGUCCCCAAAGCCCACUCCCCACCUCCGACAGCCCAGCGGCCAGUGGAAAAACGGAGAGAGUUGGUGAGAUCUCAGACGCUGCCCCGCACUUCGGGAACGCAGGCCAGGAAGGCGCUUUUUGAGAAGUUUGACCAGGACCGUGGAAAGGGGAAAGGGGAGGUCAGGCCUAAGCUGAAGCGGUCGCAGAGCUUUGGGGUUGCCAGCGCCAGCAGUAUCAAGCAGAUCCUCUUGGAAUGGUGCCGCUCCAAAACCAUUGGCUAUAAGCACCUCGACCUGCAGAACUUCUCGUCCAGCUGGAGCGACGGGAUGGCCUUUUGCGCUCUUGUCCACUCGUUUUUCCCCGAAGCGUUCGAUUACAACGCCCUCGACCCCGCCAAGCACAAGGAGAAUUUCGAGAUGGCAUUCACAACAGCAGAGAAAAUGGCCAAUUGUGACCGCCUGAUAGAAGUGGAAGACAUGAUGGUGAUGGGCCGCAAGCCAGACCCCAUGUGCGUCUUCACCUACGUGCAGUCCCUCUACAACCAUCUCCGUCGCUUUGAAUGAAGCUGGUAAGGCCCUCCUCCACCCUGAGAGGACUGUGAGGAUGAGAAC
This is a messenger RNA of Euleptes europaea (tarantolino), 1466 nucleotides long. RefSeq names its product smoothelin like 2 (gene SMTNL2). Gene Ontology annotation, cellular component: I band; M band; filamentous actin. The record is from RefSeq and is a predicted model, not a curated record. The coding region runs from base 3 to 1418 and encodes 471 amino acids. Gene Ontology annotation, biological process: actin cytoskeleton organization; positive regulation of vasoconstriction. Gene Ontology annotation, molecular function: tropomyosin binding; protein phosphatase 1 binding. The transcript has 9 exons. NCBI's taxonomy places the organism in Eukaryota, Metazoa, Chordata, Lepidosauria, Squamata, Sphaerodactylidae.